Molecule: messenger RNA, 612 nt
Organism: Mesorhabditis belari
Lineage: Eukaryota; Metazoa; Nematoda; Chromadorea; Rhabditida; Rhabditidae
Source: the annotation of a GenBank genome assembly
AUGGGUGACGGGCCACCCUGCCUUGCGGCGGCGGGAGCCCUGGGCGCGAUCAUUUGCGUAUCACUGUGUGACGCUCUAUCAGCAGGUCUCUCAAUCGCUUUUCUCAUCUUUCGAAUUGCUCAAUCGGAAUCGUCCUAUGCUUUCGAUCACUCUCAACUCGAGAAAGCCUUGCCAUUCACCUACUUUUUGCCAUUGUUAAUUAUAUUGAUGAUCUGGUUGAUCACUCUGAUGGCUUUCGGUGUCUCGUUGAAGCUCGUUUUACCGUAUCUAGUACUUCCAUACCUCACUCUAUCGGUUCUCGUACUCGGCAUCGCUCUCAGCAUCUUUGUAUACUCAGUGAUCUGUUUGGUGCAAUUCUUGAACAGUGGACGAGCGUUAUCUCUAGAAUUUUGUAUUUUACUUGCCACUACAUCGAUCUUUUGUCUCUUUGAGGCUUAUUCAUUGUCAGUGAAAUACGCAGCUUUCAAGAAUAUCGUUAAGAGGAAAAAGGCAGUUCAUGGAAAUUGCUCAGAGAAACCGCAAAUCGCUGAAGUUGUCGAUCCGUUUGAUUCGUUCAGUCGACGAUCGACGAUAAUCAUAACGGAUGACUACUAUGCUCCACCACCAUCAGUU